AUGAGGAGUGAUAAAUCGGAUCAGCUGAAAGAAGAGGCCGAAAAUGAAAUAUGGAGCAGAAAAGUAAAAGAAUCAACAAUUGAAGUGAUCGAAGCAGAUACUCUUCAAACGGAAAAUGACGCGGCCGAUUUUGAAUUGGUACCAUCAGCUUCAGAAAUACGGUACGUAAACAACCUUUUAUAUACUUUGCGAUAUAUAUUGCUUAACAAGGUAUGA
Gongylonema pulchrum is the source of this 216-nucleotide messenger RNA. The record is from the annotation of a GenBank genome assembly. NCBI's taxonomy places the organism in Eukaryota, Metazoa, Nematoda, Chromadorea, Rhabditida, Gongylonematidae.